CAAUAUAACCCUAACCCUAGAUUUUUCCCUUGCCUCAUCAGAUCCUCCUCUCUCUCUUUCUCUCUCUCUCUCUCUCUCUCUCUCUCCCCGACGCGGCGCUCAAAUCCCUCGCGCUCUCUCUCCCUCUCUACAAUAACACGCAUGUUCUGUUAGCUGUUUCGAGGAGAACUAGAACUAAAAAAGGUGAUGGCUACAAAAGUCGAGCCAUCAUCUUCCCUUGAACCUUCCCAUGCGCAGUCUGCUGUUUCAGCGUCUACACCAUCUAGUGUUCAAGCAAGCAAUCCCAAGGUUUCAAUUUUUGGGACGAAAUCUGGAUUUGUAAUACCGAAAAAUAAAUUGUCUGGAUCGUUGGUUCCCAUAUUCCGAGGUGGUGGAAAAAAAGAAGCUGACAGUGCUCUUAAGGAAGAAAAUGCUAAACAAGUUCAGAGAAAAACAAAAUGGGGUACUGAUCUUACACAAGAUGCUGCUGUCAAGAAGGGAAGAGCUUUAGCCUACCAGACUCGAGUGGAGCAAAUAACUCGGCUGCUAAAAUCUGGAGCUCAGGAGAUUGGAGAUGAUGAAGGUUCUCUUUCACCAACUCAAGCUUCAAACUCGGAUUCUAAGAAGAACCAUGUUAACGAAGAGUCCCAAAAGCUUGAGCUAUUGGAACUGGAAAGGCGUGAAAUUAUUGGUGAAAUACUAUGUUUAAAUCCUAACUACAAAGCUCCAGCAGAUUACAAGCCGUUGCUUAAAGAGACCAAAGUUCCUAUUCCUGUUAAAGCAUAUCAAGGUUACAACUUAAUUGGACUACUACUGGGCCCCGAAAGCAAUACCCAAAAGAGGCUAGAAGAAGAAACAGGAGCUAAAAUACGAGUUCAUGGAACAAAGAAAGCCACAGGAGAGAAGCGUGAAAUUACUCAGUCAGACAUAAAUGAAGCUCAGAGUGCCUACGACGAUCUAUAUAUCAAUGUAGCAGCAGAUACAUAUGAGAAAGUUGAUGCUGCUGUUGCUUUGAUUGAACUCCUCCUUACUCCAGUAUCUGUAACUUCAGGAAAUGACUCAACACCAACUUCUGUUACUUCAACUAUGCCUGCUGCUGCUGAGGUUAACAAAGGGAGUAUACAGCCUAUUUUGGCGACUCCUAACUCUGGCUUUCCGCAAUACCAAUCUCACCCUUGGUUCCCAAGUGGCCCAAUGAAUCCAUCACCACCUAUUCCUUCCGGAAUAACUAUUCCAUUUGCACCGAACAGCUCUAUGCAACUACCUCCAUACAGUGGCCGACCUCUCCCUCCAUUUGGCUUAAUUCCCAGAGCUCCAGUGGCGGUUGAUCCGAGAUCUCAGUUUCCCAUUCAAUCUAUACCCCAACAUCCGAACCAAAUUUCUUUAGCACCGAAUGUCACAGUAUCAUCCUCAAGACCACUCGUUUCUAUUAGCCCACAAACCUUGUCGAUCGGUCCGCAAGGACCUCCUCCAUUCAGGCCUCCUGCUCAUCAAACUCCCAUCAUUUCACCUCCUCCUAUGCCGAAUCUACUUUCUAAUUUCAGCAACAGGCCUCCGAUAGUUCCUUCUUCCUUACCUUCUUCCCUUAAUAUCCGUACUAAUAUGUCUGGCCGUCCACUCCCACCUGCAAAUUUUGCAGCAUCGAAUGCAUUUUCUUCCCGGCCUCCAACCAUGCCUGGUCCUCCAGCUCUUCAUCAGAAUGCAUCUGUACCUGGUCCGCCACCUGUUUUACCUCAAUCAUCGACUCCUUCCCAUUUGAUAGGAUCUCUAGCAGCCCGGCCGCCUAUACCUGUCUCAUCUCUUCCUCCGCAGCAGCUGCCUCUUUCUAUUUCUGGAGGUACAUCUAAUUUCCCCCCGUUAAGACCUCCACGUCCAAUCUCCGGAGACUUCACGUUUCAGCCUAUUAGAUCGCAAGGUCCAGGUUCAUCAAACCCUCACAUUGCUCCUCCACAUCGAACUCCUGUUCAACAACUACCUCAUAUUGCUCCUUUUCCUGGUAGCCCAAACAUCGUUCAGCCACCGCCGAGGUUUCCGGCUCUUCCGAACUCUAGUCCUAAUCAGCCUAGGGCUCCGACUGCUCAAAUGAAUUCGCCGAACUUUUUUGCCGGACCCGUUUCACCAAAUAUGCCUGGUAGAGGCCCCACUCGGCCCGUUCAAUUUAUGCAUCCACAUCAGAAUCAGUUGGCUUCAGCAAAUAGGCCCGCAGGUCUCAUGGCUCCUAACCAACACUCGGGUGGAAACCAGAUUUAUGAUCCUUUCUCACCAACAUCGGCAUCAGCGGCACCGAGAAAGCCUGAAGACCCAGAAUAUGAGGAUCUAAUGUCGUCAGUUGGCGUGAAAUAACUUGUUCUUCGAUUUUUUAGGUUUAUACGAACUGUUAUACCAGAAAUAUUGCUGUAUUUUGUGAGGGUGUCAUGAUUUCCAGCAGUUCGGAAUGUUUUCCUGCAGAAAUAUUCGGUGAAAAAUAGGUGAGAUGGGCAGGCUAUAAAUCAGUAGUUGGCCGCAUGCUGUUUCAUGUAACUCUACAAUUGGUUUUGACUCUUCAUCUCAUAUAUAGUACUGAUGGACUUUCUAAUGUAGGUGAUUAUAACCUAAUUGUCGUCCUAUUACUUUUCUUUUCUAUUCGUGCUUUCGACAUUAAUGAAGCUGAAAAAUCUCUCGUGUGUAUCGGAAACUGUAAACCAGAUGAUUAAUUCUUUGUGCUUCUU
Ananas comosus (pineapple) is the source of this 2687-nucleotide messenger RNA. RefSeq names its product extensin. The record is from RefSeq and is a predicted model, not a curated record. The transcript has 9 exons. Gene Ontology annotation, cellular component: nucleus. Gene Ontology annotation, molecular function: mRNA binding. Gene Ontology annotation, biological process: regulation of mRNA splicing, via spliceosome. Lineage: Eukaryota; Viridiplantae; Streptophyta; Magnoliopsida; Poales; Bromeliaceae. The coding region runs from base 187 to 2322 and encodes 711 amino acids.